AUGCGAUCUCCGAGACGGUAUGAAUCUUCACAUUUCAAGUCGCUCACUGCCUCAGGCGCAGACAGAUUCACACUCAGUUUAUGCAGAGACACGUCGACUGGCAUGCAAGAUCUAAUAAUAAUAAUAACUAAUACGCAUCGCAGAAAGAAUCGCCUGUUCGAUCAUGACCGCUUCAGGUUCACUCCCGUAGCAACGUCGAAGAAAACAACCCGGCUUUGGGAUCGCAAGCCCACAACGCCCGUCCUACCGCGCUCGAGGACACAGAAGAUCUGGAAGCGACAUCUUGGAUCUACGUCAUUAGAAGGGAGCAAUAUGCAUGACACUUAUACGUUUUCUACGGAGAUAAACUUGGCUGCGACUCUGGCGGCGCUACGUGGCGUGAAGAGACAGCGACUGGCGCAUACCCCAGACUGCGAGCGUGGACGGUCAUUUUUGGAAACAAAAUGGGAAGAGCAGGUUGAAGACAGGAGACGGAAAUACGUUGCGCCAGCGAAGGACGCUGACGAUGCGCGAACAACAGCACCAGCCGGCUGUUUGGCUCGAGAGAGGAGUGAGGACGAGCAUAUGGAGCUGCCUGAUGAAGAGGCGGGCUGUAGCAAUCCCAGAGAAACUCCGCAACUUGAGAAGACGGUAUCAGAGGCCCUUAUGCCGCCAGAGGAGAGAACGAUGCCAGGAGGAAUCAACCAAGACAAACCCGGCACUGCCUACGCAGAGGGAGCUGAAGAGGAGACCUACUUUGAUGCCGUAGCAGAACCUAUGGCAGUUGUUCCGGAGCAAGGAGAUAAACCGCCCCAGGCUGCGCCGAUGCGUAGGAUAGCUAUUCUAGACGGCGAUGAUGCAGAGCUCAUUUCCGAGUUUCUGUCCAAAGCACGGGCUAAGAGAGCUGCUAUCAUGCCGCUUAAAGAAAAUGCUAGAGUCGACUGUGUCCCUGAAUCACCAAUUUCUAGCUCACGGCGUGCCCUAGAAGCCGUAGAUGGCAACUCACCUCGCUCGCAUAGACGGCAUGCGUUUCCGGAAAGGCCUCACCCCCCAGACUUCUACUUUAACAGACGACCACCCCGUAUCGGAUCAUCAAAAGCGGUUGGAACGAGAACCAUUGAAGCAGUAUGGGAGGGACCGGUCAUCCCAAGCUCGCCUAUGGUUGAAGUGACGGUUGAGCAUGGCCGUCAUGCCCCCAAGGUCCCGGAUCAGAUCCCAACGCGCCGUCGAAAGGGCACUGAAUUCGUGUUUAUGCAGCGAACAGACGACCAGCAAACGGCUCUUCUGACCAAGGCCAACACGAGACUGAACAAGGGUAGCAAGCCUCCUCACAAGCUGCUUCCCAUACUCAACAGAGCCAUUGCCGCUCUGGAGGCGGACCCAGAAGACGGUCAACUCCGGCAACGAGACCAGUCAAAGAAGCAGGUCAAAUGGAACGACGAAGCUCUGCUUGAGUACUGUGGAGAGGAGAAAGUCCCCGAAUUCGACUCGGAGGUUUACCAGAAUUCGCAGGCCAUCGAACGGAGCCUGCGUUCAUCGAGUAGACGAAAUACGAACAAGGCAGAGCAGCCGGCUGAUGCCGUGGAAAAGGGCAAACAACAUGAACGCCCAGCUCCGUUCCUACCACCAGCACCAGCGACCCCGUAUCGUUCCACGCCUGUGCCGAGAAAGAUGCGAAAGCUGGUGGGCGCCAAACAUCUGGAUGUCCAUCCGAACGAAGGUGAGAGCCCACCGGUCACCCGCAUCAAUCUGUCUGUGAAGUCCUCGGUAGUGCUCCCAGGCACUCCGCUCCGGCACAAGAAGACGUUCUCGUUGGCGCAGGGCGUUCCGCGCACUCUGUCCCUGAAAUCGGCGAAGGCAACCACGUCAACGACAUCGGGAUCCAGCCUUGCCUACCCAACCGUGUUACUCCGGAAGCAAACGAAAUGA
This is a messenger RNA of Microsporum canis CBS 113480, 1908 nucleotides long. RefSeq lists its product as hypothetical. The record is from RefSeq and is a predicted model, not a curated record. Lineage: Eukaryota; Fungi; Ascomycota; Eurotiomycetes; Onygenales; Arthrodermataceae. The transcript is spliced from 2 exons. Bases 1 to 1908 code for a protein of 635 amino acids.